Molecule: messenger RNA, 900 nt
Organism: Halteromyces radiatus
Lineage: Eukaryota; Fungi; Mucoromycota; Mucoromycetes; Mucorales; Cunninghamellaceae
Exons: 6
Coding region: 48-812 (254 amino acids)
Biological process (GO): double-strand break repair via homologous recombination; DNA double-strand break processing involved in repair via single-strand annealing
Cellular component (GO): site of double-strand break
Molecular function (GO): flap-structured DNA binding; Y-form DNA binding; single-stranded DNA binding
Source: RefSeq, a predicted model, not a curated record
UUUUUUUUUUUCUCAAUCUCUCUUUUUCUUUGUUUAGCCUUAACAACAUGGAAACAACUAAUCUCAAAAUGCAUAGAGAAAAAGGAUGCAUUUUGGUACAAAAUGAACAAAUACAUUCAAAACAUAUGGCCAAGGUUCAACCAAUGUUACGCGUGAUUUUCAAGGGACGUACCAAGAAUACAAAUAUUCGCCGGAAGUACACCAAGGUUAAAACGAACAGUGCUAAACUACCACAGAAGCCCUUGGUUCUACUUUGCAGAACUAACAUGAAAAAUUUGGAAUGCAUGCAUGGCGAAUCUUCGCUCCGUCUAGUAUCAACCUCAUCGCAAUCAACAGUGAAAGCAUUAUCAAUUCCAUUGUCGAAAACAACGAAGGAUCAACAGCCACAUACUUCAGUUUAUCCAGUCAGUAUUAACCCUCUUAGUACGUCAAAGAAGAAAGGAAUCAAUAUGUUAUCUAAUAAUUCAAACAGCCAGCAAUGUCAAAGACAGUUGUAUGCAACGAAACAGCAACAACAUCCUCUCACUGCCAUCGAUCCAAACCGAUCAUCUAUAUUCAAGACUAAUGACGAAAAGGAAAAGGAUCAAAUUUCAUCAUCUAUGAAAAGCGAUUUUGCGUAUGUAGAUAUAAUUCGAAAAAAGGAGGAACGAUCUAAAUUACAUGGUGUCACUUGUUCUUGUUGUAUAAAGUAUUUUGAAUCCAUGAAAAAGACAGAAGAAAUGAUCCAAUGUUAUUCAAGACAUCGAGAAAGAUACAAGACGCCAUCUACCCCACCUGAUUUUUGGAACCUUGAUUUCCCGCCUUCCCCAUAGUGAUGACUCUUAUUGAUAUAUAUAUAUAUAUAUAUAUAUAUAUAGUUUUUGUUUAUAUUAGUGUAUUAUAGCAAAUAGUUGUAGCAUA